Molecule: messenger RNA, 3028 nt
Organism: Amoebophrya sp. A25
Lineage: Eukaryota; Dinophyceae; Syndiniales; Amoebophryaceae
Source: the annotation of a GenBank genome assembly
AUGGCGUCCUCGCCUCCAAAAGGAGGGGACUGGGAUGGUACCCUUUUGCCCCUGAUAAAAUGCGUUUUGGGCAAGAAAGGCAUAGAACAAAGGCAGGCAGCCGAAGUUGACAGAAAAAAAGUCGACUUUUUUAGAGGCAAGGACUUCGCAGAAUGGAUGCUAAAGAAUGAUGCAGGUACUUACUUUGAUUCGACAAAAAAACUCUGGUUCUCGAGCACGAGAGAUGAAAUGGAAUCAGAAAGCCACUCUCCAACUCUGUGUAUAAUUCCCGACUCCAACGGAAAUUUGCUUUUUCGCCCACUUUCCUUUACACCCACCUACAGUGAUAAAGCGUCGCUGCCAUGCCGCAUUAGACGAGUAUUUAGAGGGGAAGGGUGUUGCGGAUGAGGAGGACGUCGCAAAGCUGGGUCAAGCAUUAGUGGACAAGGGCUUCAUAGCACCAGCACUCUAUGCACCUCUGAUUGACAAUAAGAAGGAGGAGUCAGCUACAGACAGAAAGAGGAAGAAAUGGCCAGAUAGGCUCAAGCGAGUACGACAGAGCACAUUCGUUAAGGCUACCGCUGAUGCAUAUCCUUAACACCAUGAUCCUUGGCUCUUCUUUUUCCACUUGAAAAAGGGGCACCUUCCAAGGAUACUAUUACUCUCAAAGAGGAAGAUGCGAACGCGGUAGCUCUAAAUUCGACACCCAAGGCUUUUACAUCUGUAUAUACGAAGGAUCGCAUCACUUCCGAUAUUUCAUGCUAGCGUUGAUGCUCCUCGUCAUCCUAGGAGGGUGCUUGUUUCCGGUACUUCUUUUGAUCUUUCCCAAGUACUAAUCCUAGGAGGAUGCUUGUUUCCGGUACUCUGAAUUCUUAACAAAGUGAAGAUCACUACGCAUCCAGAAAACCAGAACGAGAACCGCAUCCGCAACCAUAACAAAACCAAUCAGGUAUGGCCCAUGUGGGCUCGAGUAUUUGCGUGGUAUAUUGCGUUGUCGCUGUGUACGCUUUACUUCUGCACAGAGUUUCUGCGGAUGAGCUGUUAUUCACUAGGCUGGAUUGUCGGACUCGAAUUUUGGAUACUGCCAAACUUGAAUGACGAAUAUUGCUCGUACUACCGCUACUACUUGCGUGCUAUUAUCAUGUUGUGAAUGUUGUUAAUUUUUUUGAUGAUGUUACAGUUACUUAAAUAUUCGUAAUGUCUUCAUCGACAGCUCCUUCUUGAUGAAUACGUAUCAUGUCGUCUGCGACAACGCUACAACUCUACAGAAACUAUGCUGAUAAUAUUUAUAUGUUUCUCCUCACUAUCUGUAACAAUCUGUACCUACGUCAGGUUUAUGGAUUCCUUCAAGCCAAUCUGGAGUUGUGAACGACGAAGAGACGGCUUGAUGAUGCUGGUCAGCAGUUAUGAAAAGCAAAAAAUGAGUACAAGUAUUUGAGUUGUCGGAGUAGGGCACUAGAUAAGGUAGAACGACGAGCGUUUAGAUCAUAAGUCGUAAAAAUGAAUUUUUUUGGUUCUGAAUGCAGGUCUAUCAACAAGACGAGGUCCUCCUCUCUGAUUCAUCUCUGAACUCACUGUAAGGCUACAUUCAAUUUAGAAGUCAGCCUCCUCCCUUCCGCUUCCACCUUUCCCCUUCCGCUUCCCCCCUCUAACUUCAAGUCGCGGUCCUAGGAGUCAUCGGCCUUGCCAUGGAGGAACUAUCCAAAACGCAUAGUAUCUCCGAUGUAGCGGAUUUCGUCAAGGGAAGUUACCAGGACAUCAUCGAAUGGGGUGAGAACAAGGCCAUGAUGCUAGAAGGACCGCAGGAAAGAAUGAAGCUGCCAUCAGUGGAGGAAUUGAUGAAGUUAUGGUUUGUUUUCUAAUUCUAAGAAGUAUAAAUUGCGAAUUUGGGAAUUAUAUGAAACAGUUUCAUGAUUUCCAGUACAGUUUGUUAUCUCAAGCUCAACAUCCUGUUCCUCUUAAUGUUGUACUGUCAUCAAAAAUAGACAUGUAACUGGCUAAAAUCGUCCACAACACUCUUUCACAUUGGACGGAUGACCAAUACAUCCUACCCCACGGAUAAGGGAAGCAGGCGCUUUGUAAAGUUUAUUCCUUCAGCUGAUUGAUAAGACUUAAUCACACCUCCUUAACCUGUUGCAAUUUGCACCCUGGGAGGACACUACCUUGCGUUCGGUACUACCAGUUACUUGGUAAAAAAGUUUAUUCCUUCAGAUGAUUGAUCCGAUAGUCACAAUUAAUCAAUUCACUGUCUAAUCUUAGAGGAGCAAGAAGAGGGAGCGUCUGCAGCCGCGGCUAGUACGAAGCCGGAGGAAACGGCAGCAGAGGGAGAGGAAGAGACCCUAUUUGAGGAGCAAGAGGAGAAGGAGGAAAUGUAACCAAGUUUACCAACAUGAGCAUAUUAGCACAUGUGUAAUUGUAGUACAUGUGAAUGGGCGGGCAGAUGAUUGUCGAGUUUGUCGUGGUCUCUGAUUUUAGUGUCAUAACAUGACAUGCACAUGAUGUUGAUGAUCAACUCUCUCGCACACAUAGGCGUUUUAGUAAUAUUUUCCCCAUAUGAUCAACAUCAAACACGUUCCCCUUCAUGUCGGGAGUAGAUUGAAACUCCUCAUGCUCAUACCUUCAAUUUUUUUCUUCAAGCUCUCGUCUUUUUCUAACGGUGACCUAUGCUUGGUGUCACAGGCUGUCACAGCAUCGUUCACCUAAAUAAGAAAGUUCCAUCGUUUUCGAAGAAGCAGAACAAAAGCAUGUAACUAAAAAACUACUCAGGUCAACAACUACAACAUACGGACUUAAACAUUUAUACUGUAAGAGAUUUACUACAAGUUAGUAUCAUAAAUCGUUUUCAUCCUACACCAACCCUCCACGGGCCACCUGAGCUCCCCGUUCAGAUGUCGACCUACAAGAACAUGACACUCAACACGCUCUCCUACAGAACCAACUCUCUACUUCUAAAAUAGAAGAGAUGAUGUCCGAAGAUGAGCACCAUCACGGUCUUCGUCAAAACACACGCAGUGAGCAUGCUAGUCUUGGAGGACGCAUGGCAAAAGAU